UAUGCCACCGAAAGCUAAAAAGAUUGAUCCUGAAUUAUAAGCUGUAAUAAAUUAUUAUAAUAAAUUAGAAAUAAUUUGAAUAAUGGAAAGAAAGUGAUGAAUACAGAAUCUGGUCAGAGUUAUAAAUAAUAUAUAAAUCCAUGGAAAAUAACAUAUCUGAAACUUCUAAAGAUUUGACAGGCAAUUGGCAAGUAAAAUAUUAUUUUAUAGAUUACCUUUCAUAUAGAUUUAUCAUGAUAAAUUACUUGAAGUAUGUUAGACAUUCAAAUGCAAAUCAAAAAUAAAAUAAAUUGAACAUGCACAUAUAAGAAGUGCAUUCUUUGCAGUUGAGGAUGUUGAAAUAAAUAAAACAGUAUAGAAACAAUAUUUAGAUGGAUUUUAUUAUUCAGUUGAGAAAUAAGAUAAAGAUAGAGCUAAACAUGUAAAGGAAUUAUUUGCUAAAAUUGCUAGAAGUAUAUAUAUAUGAAUUAUUUAUUUAUAUAGCAUUGGAGGAUCAUAAAUUUUUUGAUAUUAAUGCAGAAAAUUAUAUAGCAGAGAGGAAAGCAUUUGUAGGUCUAUUGAAUGAUUUUUUGAAAAAACUUCCAAUUCUAAUUAAAUCAAGUCAUAAAGUCAUUGAAGAAAAACUUAUGCUUGUUUUAGGACCUUUAAGAGCAUUAUUAGAAAUUAAUAAAAAAAUGAUGUUCUUUGAUCUUGUUAAUACUUCAAGUCAAGCAAGAUAAACAAAGGAUUUCAUAUUAAAAGUUAUUUAUAUUUAUAUAAAAUUAGGCUGAUGUUGAAUAAUAUUGUAUAUGUUUACAAGAAGCUUAGAGAUUAUUAUUGGAAUCAAAAGCUAUUUUAUGCAAUCCAAAUGUUAAAUUGAUUUUUAAUAAAUUGGGAUAUGAAGGAUGGUAAUAAAAUAAGAUUGAGUCUUUUUAUUUAACUCCAUUAUAAGAUGCUUUUGAUAAAAUGAGAAACAAUUUACUUUGUUUAAUGUUAAAAGGAAUUAAUUAUUAUAAAGCACCUUUAAUGGAAAAUACAGUAAGAAUUUUGAUAAAUAAUAGCAAUUUGUUGAGGAUGUAAAGGAAUUGAUUGAUGCAGAAUUGAUUGCUGAACAUCUUAUGGGUACAGCAUUGAAAAGAGAUUAAUUAAAUUUUACAUUUAAGGUUUUAAGUGUUAUCUAUAAUUCUAAUGCAUAAGCAAAAGAGUUUCUUAUUAAAAGAGAUGAUAAUUGUAUUAAAGGAAGUAUUCCAAAAUUAAUAACAUAUCAUACAAUAUUAUAUAUGAGAGCAUGGAAGGAUAGAAAAAUAGCAGAUGAAUUAAAAGAAUAAAAAUUAUAAUAAAAAACAUAACCUUUAGCAUAAUCAAAUUUAUUUGAAGCUUAAUCUGCUAUGUCAGCCAUGUCACCAGAUAAAAAGAGAUAAGUUGAUGAUGAUUUAAGGAAAAAAGAAGAAGAGAAUAUGAAAAUUUAAGAUAAAAUAGAUUUUGAAAAGUAUGGUAGAUAUUGGAUUUGGGAAUAUUAUGCUCAAGAUUAAAUGAAAGCUAAUUUUGAAGAAUGUGUUGAAUUAAUUAGACAUAUAAAUAAAGCUGUUUAAUAAGAUAUAGAAGAUGUCAUUAUUAAAGAGGGAAUGGUUCCAAAGUAUGUUUAUAUAAUUAUUUUAGAAAUCGUCCACGUUAAGUAUAAUAGAAUGAUCCAAGUUAGAUGUUCAAUAAAUUGUAAGAAAAAGAUAAUGCAAAUGUUUAUGUUAUUUAAAGGAGACCACCAGAAUUAUGGAAUUAUCCUAAAAUUGUAGAGGAAGAACAUGAAUUUAGAGCUAUUGCUAAACCUAGAGAUUGUUAUAAAGAUGGAAGAAUUUAAGUAUUGGAAGGAAAGAUGGAAUAAUUGAGUUCACAUUUGGAAAAUAAUAAACCUUAAAGUUGGAAUGAAUUAAUUCAUAGAGUGAUAGAUGCAUUAAGCAAUUAAUAUAAUAAGAAACCUAGUGCAAUUGAACCAGGAAAAUGAUA
Molecule: messenger RNA, 1980 nt
Organism: Paramecium pentaurelia
Lineage: Eukaryota; Ciliophora; Oligohymenophorea; Peniculida; Parameciidae
Source: the annotation of a GenBank genome assembly